AUGAUCUGGAGCGGUACUGGCGGUGGCGGUAGUACCACCGCCAGCAGCAAUAUCAUGAGCAGCUUCAAGUCUUGCCAUGAGGAUCAAGAGUCCUCCCCCAACCUGCCCUCCUUGUCGUCUCCAUCGGUGCUCUUCUCCCAGCAGUUUCUGCACGCCGGUACCUCUUCAGGCCAGCUAGGUCAUAUGAACGGUGGCGCAGCUGGUUCUCUUCCAAAUCUGCAUGACGGCGGCAGCGGUCAAGAGAACCACAUGCCGGAAUCAUGGAGCCAGAUGCUUCUAGGGGGGUUAGUUGGAGGAGACCAUGAGCGAUACAGCGCCACCACCGCAGCUCUCCUGUCAAAGGGCAUAGAGAAUUGGGGGGAUCACGCUGCAACUGCAAGUGCAUGCAUGGUGGGUGGUGGUAUGAAGGAGGAGGGCUCAGCCAUGCCUCAACCUCCAUACAACUUCUAUGGGAGCCACAGCCACCUCGCUGGUGGUGACCAUGAGAUGCCAGCGCCAGGAGGGGCCAGCAAGUCUCAGCUAAGCCAGAUGCUCCUGGCCUCGUCUCCUAGGUCUUGCAUCACCACCAGCCUCGGCAGCAACAUCCUCGACUUCUCAAACAGCGCGCCAACGCCGGAGCUAAAGAACCACCAUCAUAACUCUGAUAACUCAUCUGAGUGCAACAGCACUGAAACAGGUUCAGCCAACAAGAAGCCUAGGGUUCAGGCCUCCUCUUCAGCACAAUCUACUCUAAAGGUGAGGAAGGAGAGAUUGGGUGAUAGAAUAACUGCUCUUCACCAGAUUGUUUCCCCGUUUGGCAAGACUGACACGGCGUCUGUACUCCAAGAGACCAUUGGCUAUAUCAGAUUCCUCCUGGGUCAAAUUGAGGCUCUCAGCUACCCCUACAUGGGCCACGGCAAUGGGACCUCCAUUCAAAAUGGACCAAUUGGAGAAAGGAACCCUGCAGGGCUCUUCCCAGAAUACCCCGGCCAGUUGCUAAACCAUAAUAACAACACUGGAGCACAGCAGCCUGCAGUCCAGCCUGAUGAGCAGCAGGGUGUGAAUGACGAGACGAAGAAGGACUUGAGGAGCCGGGGGCUGUGCCUCGUCCCGGUGUCAUGUACAUCGCACUUUGGAGGGGACAACGCCGCAGACUACUGGGCCCCGGCGCCGCUCGCAUAUCCUGUGGAGUGCUCAUGUGAUGCAAGGGUUGACAGGUUUAACACCUCGAAGGCCCUAUUUGGUAGCAAGCUUGCUGAAGGCGCUCCGAUCGGCCCUCAUGUAAUCAAAAUGAUUGGUUACAUUGAGAGCUUGCAGAGACUGGGUUUUCCCCUUGAUGAUGAUCUCGCCAUCGAUGUGAUACUGCAGUCUCUGCCAGAUAGAUUUGAGCCAUUUAUUAUGAACAAUCACAUGAUUGGCUUGAAGAAGACGCUGACCGAGUUGCAUGGGAUGCUGAAGAUGGUAGAGAUGAGCCUUAGGAAGCCUCCUGGUCAUGUGAUGACAGUCCAGAAGGGACAAUGGUCGUGGAAUUGCAAAAAGUACCUAAAAGAGAAGAAAAAGAAUGGAGGUGCGACCUCCACUCAAGAGGAUGAUGGUUUUGAAUUUGUAAUAAAGAACAAGUGUUGUUCUAUUUUUAUGAAUGGCAUGUACUAUGGGAGAUGUCCCGUUGUAAACAGGCUUUAUGUUCUUAAUCUUGAGGAAACUGAAAUCAAUAAUGUUAAUGCUAAGAGAGUUUGCAAACAUGAUUCUAAUCCUACUUGUGGCAUUGUUGCUUAG
Molecule: messenger RNA, 1755 nt
Organism: Miscanthus lutarioriparius
Lineage: Eukaryota; Viridiplantae; Streptophyta; Magnoliopsida; Poales; Poaceae
Source: the annotation of a GenBank genome assembly